Schizosaccharomyces japonicus yFS275 is the source of this 168-nucleotide messenger RNA. RefSeq lists its product as hypothetical. The transcript has a single exon. Lineage: Eukaryota; Fungi; Ascomycota; Schizosaccharomycetes; Schizosaccharomycetales; Schizosaccharomycetaceae. The coding region runs from base 1 to 168 and encodes 55 amino acids. The record is from RefSeq and is a predicted model, not a curated record.
AUGUAUUUGAAUGAAGAGAUGCAGUCCGUUCAGUGGUUUGCUCUAUUAUGUACAGCCACUGCCUCUGUUGCUAACACAAAAAUUCAAAUAAGUAUUGCCGUAGAACGUAUCUCUUAUUUAACAGCUUCCCGUGAGUCUUUAUGCAUCCAUCAAUACAUGACAGGCUAG